AUUAUUAUUAUUAUAUAUAUAAUUAAUUGACUUCGUCAAUCAUAAUGAAUAAUACGAAGACAGGAAAAGAAAAGAAAGAAACUAUAUUUUAUUCUCAACUUCAACCAUGGAGCACGGUGGGAGUACUUCCUUGUAUGGAACAAAUUGCUGGACCGCCAGUUCCAGUCAGAGUUGGAGAAUUUUAUAAAACACCCCGUCCACAUCCUUGGCGACCAACAUUGGGUUAUGAAAUUAUAGAAGCAUCACCCUUACCUGAGCAACCUAUAACAAAUCAACUUGUGGAUCCAUGUUAUAUGCCAGGUGGUAUGGCAACAGAAGCCAUGAAAUUUCCAAAUCUAGUAACUGGCUUUGAUAGAAAUCCUUCUCAUGCAGCACGCACUGCAUUAUAUACAAGAUAUACUCCAUAUGAUUGGGUACAAAAUCAAACCAGACUUUAUAAUGAAGCAAAUGCUAAUAGAAAUUAUUCGGAGAACUUACGAAAGGAUACUGCACGACUCAUGCGAGAAGCAGAUGAAAGGGUACAAGAAGGACAAAUGGAUACAGGACGUAAAUUAGGUGAAAGAAUUACGGAUACUUCAUUUUGGCGAAAUGAAGUAAAUUCAGAAUUGCAAAGAUUAAUAAUUGAAAAUGGAAAAAUGCAAGAUUGUCGUCGGAAUUUACAACAAACUAUUCAAAAUCUUGAAGGACAAUUACACAUAGCUCAAGAGUGUCUCUAUUAUCGCGAAUCUCGAACAGGUAAUGAUUUAGUACACGAUCAGGCUGAAAAUGCGCUUCUUAAAGAAGUUGAAACUGUAAGAAAUUGUCAGAAAAAUUUAGAACAAUUUACAGAAAAAUGUAUAAACCAACUUUCUGACGGUAGAGCAGUACAAAAUCAAUUAGAAAUUGAUAUAAGAAAUAAAGAAGUUGCGCUUGGCAUUGAUACUAUGUGUCAUCAGUUAAACAAUUUUAGUCGUGGCUUACAAUAUUAUGGUGGAAUUGAAAAAUAUGAUUCUAGUGUUACAGAAGCCGAGUCAUGGGCAGAAGCAUCAAAUAAUACAGUCAAAAAAUCCCAAUCUGAGAGAUUAAAAUCUAAUCAACUUCGAAAUGACAUUGAAAUUGCUAUAAAUGGAGUUGGACUGGAUAUGUGGGAAGCCUGGGGUGAGACUAAUAAUGCAUUAGGCAGAAGAGCAGCAGAGAUGCUAGAAGCAAAGGGGAAAGUGCAAUCACAUUUAUACAAAAUUCAAGAAGAGCUUUUCUAUAUUGAAAAAAAUCUACAAUUGAUGCAGAAAGCAAUUACAGAUAAAAGUAAUGCUUUAAAAGUUGCACAUACACGUCUUGAAGCCAGAUCACACAGACCUGAAGCUGAAUCAUGUAAAGACUAUGCUCAAUUAAGAAUGAUCAAAGAAGUAGAAACAAUAAAUGUAAUGAUACACGAUAUGAAUUUAAAAUUACAAACUUUUGAAGCUCAACAUCAGCAAUUAUUGUCUACGAGAGCAAAUUUAGAAAUAGAUUUAAAAUCUAAAAUAGAUGCGUUGUUCAUAGAUAGAGAAAAGUGUCUGGGUUUAAGACGAAGUUAUCCAAUGGCAUCAGCUAUCAAAUUUUAAUAUUUUUAUUAGAACUAAUUUUUCUUUAUUUUCAUUAUUUAUAUUUUAAUUUUAUUCGUCUUUUUUGAUUUAUUUUGUUUGUUAUUUUAUUCAUAAAAAAUAAAUCUGAAUGAGGUUUAAACAAAAUAAAAUAAUAGUAUUUUUAUCAAUGGAGUAAUUAUAAAUUGAUAUUCAGUAAAACAUAUUGUAAUAUUAUAUUAUGAGUUUGACACGCAUUUGCUAUGAUACAGUUGAAAGCUCAUGUAUAUGUGUGUGCGUGCGAGCAUGUAUAUAUAUAUAUAUAUAUAUAUAUAUAUAUAUAUAUAUAUGUAUAUGUAUAUACACAUAAUAUAUCAUAUAAGCUUCACACAGUAAACCUUGUAAACUGUACAAACAUAUUUCAAUAAGAAAGUACGAACUAUCAACUUUAUAUAUAUAUCGUCAUGGAGGAUUUUUGACAUCUUUUUUAUAAAUUUACAGAAUAUCAUUUAAAAAGUCUUACAAAAUAUACUUCACACCUUAGAAAAACUAUAUACAAUAUUUUAUAUAAUUUUAUCUUGGUAAUAUGAAAAGAAAUCAUCAUUCUGUACUUCUGGUCCACUUAAAUGCUGCUAUAUCUUGAUAAAAGUUUUCUAUAGCUACAUCUGUAUCAUAGUCUACUUUUAAAUAAAAUAUUUUAACAUUUCCUUGAGGAACACAUUCUAAGAUAUUCAACUUUUCAAAAAGUUUAAAAGAAUUCUUAAUAGGAUCAACACAUAAACUUUCACCUGAAAUAAUAACAUAAGUUUUUUUAAUAAAUAAAAAUUUUCUUAUUUAACAAACAGAUUUUUAUUAAAUAUUAUUUACCGUAAUUAAUGAUGCCAUUAUCCAAAUUCGUUUUUAUUUCAUUUAAAACUUCAUGAAGCAAAACCUUUUCAGAUAAAGAUCUUCUCACUAAUUUUCUCAAAGUAUACGCACUCAAUGUAUAUGUAUCAAUUAAUGGACGUAACAUUGUAUGUAAAAAUUCCAUUAUAUUAAUGCUAGUCGGAUUUAUUUUAAGCUGAAAAAUAAAAUCAAUUAUAAAAAAAAUUGAUGAUCAAUAGAUUAAUAAUUUUAUGUUAAAACGAAAAAAAAAUGUCUUCACUGUGUAUGUAUAUCUUCCUGAAUAACCAUCAUUUGAAAAUAAAUGAGUAUGUCUUAUAAAAUUUCUGGUCCAUAAUUGUUCCGACGUACGAACUUCCUGCGAUAUAAUUUUCAUUAUAAUAAAAUAAUAUCUCAAAUUUUAUAUAAACUUACCUCUGAAACAAAUAUCGAUGAAAGAUGUCGUAUAGUAUUUGUAGCGACGUUAUCAAGUGUGUCACAAGGUUUGCAAAAAAUAAAUUCAUAUCUUAAUAUAUCACAAAGUUUAAGUAUUUUUUUAAUAAAAGCAUCUUCGGAAAUACUAAUUAUAUCCUCUUUAGAAAGUGUCAUUGGAUCUUUUUUUACAGACUUUAAUCCAGCAUACAAAGCUGUUACUAAAAAUAUAAAAUACAUGAGAAAAUAAUAUGAACUUGGGAUGAAAUAUGUUCUUACCUGCAACACUAUCCAUAAUGUAAUAAGAUAUCAUAGAAUUGCUGUAAUAUGAUAAUUCAAUUAAAUUUGGUAAUAUCGAUACGGGACGAAUUACAAUGACAUUUGAUUUGAUAAGCUGUCCCUCCACAGUUUCUGUUAUUUCUUCUUGUUGUUGCUUAACUAAUUCUGGGCCCAAGAUAUCCAACUGAAAAUGAGAAAUUUACGUAUUUCUCUAUUCUCAUUAACUUAUAAUUUUCAAA
Molecule: messenger RNA, 3352 nt
Organism: Vespa velutina
Lineage: Eukaryota; Metazoa; Arthropoda; Insecta; Hymenoptera; Vespidae
Product: tektin-3-like
Exons: 9
Coding region: 45-1583 (512 amino acids)
Biological process (GO): cilium assembly; cilium movement involved in cell motility
Cellular component (GO): microtubule cytoskeleton; nucleus
Source: RefSeq, a predicted model, not a curated record